This is a messenger RNA of Cololabis saira (Pacific saury), 995 nucleotides long. RefSeq names its product transmembrane protein 126A (gene tmem126a). The coding region runs from base 116 to 730 and encodes 204 amino acids. NCBI's taxonomy places the organism in Eukaryota, Metazoa, Chordata, Actinopteri, Beloniformes, Belonidae. Gene Ontology annotation, biological process: mitochondrial respiratory chain complex I assembly. The transcript has 2 exons. The record is from RefSeq and is a predicted model, not a curated record. Gene Ontology annotation, cellular component: mitochondrion.
CUUAUGGGUAAGUGUCAUGUCUGCGCCCUGCUGUCACCCCUCCAACUUUGUUUCUAGUCAUAAUCACAUAAUCAAGACAUCCAAAGGGUUGUGGGUUUAAACGUAGUUUCUAAAGAUGUCGGAGAACAUGGAGCAGAAGAGCGGCUAUGGACAUCCGCUCAGCAGGGCGCGGAUCUCCGAGAUGUUGAUGAAAAACUUCGAGAAGCUGCCGGACGUGGAGCAGAAGCUGUUCAUGUACGGCCCCGUGUACCUGGGGGGCAACGCCGCCCUGGGCGGGCUCAUCUCCAACAGCUUCUUCCGCAGGGCGCUGCACGUCUCUCAGGCUCGGUUCGCCUCCAGCCUGCCGGUGGCCGUGCUGCCCUUCCUCACCACCUACGCGCUGUACACGGCGGCGGUGGUGUCGCCGCUGCUGGCCGGAGACCUCUCCUGCCCCGCCUGCUGCCUGCUGCGCGGCGCCGCCGUGGGCGUGCUGGGCGGCGGGCUGUACCCGCUGGUGCUGGCCCUGCCCCUCAACAUCGCCCUGGCCAGCAGGUACAACACCACCCCGCUGCCGGAGAAGGGCCACCUGCUGCGCUUCUGCCUGGACGUGUCCAGGCCGGUGUUCAACAAGAUGAGGGCGGUCAUCGUGCUGCAGGCCUUCUUCGGGACGUACCUGGGCUCCAGGCACUUCGAGGGAUACACCAAACUGGCCCAGAUCACGUUUGGGAAGAGCGAGGAACUGCAGGACUGAUACAUGAACUGAACUGAACUUUAUUAUUGUUAUUGUUUGAUGUGCAUCGGAUUCAUCAUGUGAAAUAUUCCUGAAACUGUUAAAAUGAAAAUAAAAUCGUUAUUAAUGUUAGUGUUAUUAUUAUUAUUAUUACUACCAGUACUCGAGUUGUAAAAAAAAAUCAGGGGGGAUGGUGGAUUUUAUCAUGUGGGGACAGAUAAUUUGUGCUGAUUACAAAUAAUAUAAUAUAUAACAAAUAAUAGCACUGACCAAAACACCUGCAGAA